CAAGAACACCAUUCCAGACUUCUCAGACCUGAGAAGUUGAUACCAACUGUGAUCGUCUAGGCCAGACUGCCUGUCACCGACAUUUUAUACUCGUAACGUACUCCGCAUCUGUUCUUCAAGCUACAUCCUGCUGACCUUUUACGAGUUAUUGCCAAACACUACUUUACUUCGAAGGAAAAACAUGGCUCGGCUGUCAACACGCUCGGAACCUGUGUUGGCCACGUCUUCCACGAGGCCCGUCCCACCAGAGCCUUUUGAGCUCCCAUACUCAAAACACCCUCUCCUAUUCUCCCCCGUUCGUCUGCUUGCUAUUUCAACUCGUCCUUCGAUCCGUUCAAUGGUUAAUGUUUUCAAUCAUAGAUGCGAAAGCACUUUAUCGUCAAUUUUGGCAUCUGGUUUGCCAUCAACAGCGCAAUCGGUUCCUCUUUACCUUCCGGAGCUGUAGGCUUCUUACACAAGAUUUCUUCGUCAUCGAAAACACAUACCUCGUCCUGCUCAACUCUUUGUUCCUCUUCGGAUAUGCGAUCGGACCGCUAAUUAUGGUACCGCUGAGCGAAUACAUCGGCCAUUUGCCUGUGCUCCUCGUUGCCUACACUGGCUCUACUAUCUUCACAUUGGCCUGCGCCGUGAGCCCGAUGUAUACAGCACUGCUGAUUUUCCGCCUGUUGGCAGGGAUUUGUAGUGUUUUCCCCAAUGGAGUUGUGCCUGGGGUCUAUGCCGACAUCUACGAGGACCCAAUUACGCGAGGACAUGCGAUGGCAUAUUACAUGGCCGCCACAACUGUUGGGUCUCAUCUAGGGCCUGCCAUAUCCGGAUUCGCGUUGGUAGUUGACUGGCGCGUAACCUUUUGGAUCGGCUUCUCCCUCUUUGGUGCCGGACUUCCGGCCCUGUUCUUUUUUCCCGAGACAUACCUGCCGGUGCUGAAUAAAAGUGUCGGACGGCAGCUGGUCGGUCCUUCCACGGCAGUUGACGAGACGGUCUACCGGGCUCCCCUCUCGAAGACCGGAACCGUUGGUGGCAAGAUGCAAGUCAUUUUCGCUAGGCCCUUCUCAAUUCUUGUGCAUGAACCCAUCGUUCUGUACACGUCACUUUAUGUGGCAAUGAUAUACUCCGUCUUAUACCUCUUCUUCCAGGUGUAUCCAAUCAUCUUCCAGGGUCCUAUGUAUGGUCUAUCCCCUGGCCCAGCUGGCCUGGCGUUCUUACCAGUUGCCUUUGGUUCUCUGAUCGCCUUGUGCAUUUACCUUGCAUACAGCUCAUACCACACCAGAGCUGUAAAAGCAGGAGCUGAAUGGGCAUCAAAGGAGGAAAAUCGAAGACUGCCUAUGGCAUGUCUAGGAGGACCUGGAAUCCCUCUGGCCCUCUUCUGGCUGGGCUGGACAUCGGAUAUACACGUCAGUCCUGUUGUGCCCAUGAUGUCGGGAGUUCUGUUCGGUGUCAGCUAUCUGCUCGUGCUGAUGUCGAUGCUGAACUACCUAAGUGAUGCGUACAAAGAGUUCUCGGCAUCGGCUCAGUCCGCUGCCAGCACAACACGAUCGAUAUGCGCCGUAUGUCUGCCGCUGGCAGCGAAGCCGAUGCAUGACACCCUAGGCGUGCCUUGGGCAUGUUCGAUGCUUGGCUUCAUAGCAUUGGCCAUGACCUUCAUCCCUUUCGUGUUCCUCAGGUAUGGGCACAAAAUGCGGAGCAAGAGCCCGUUAUGUCUGGAUCUGAAGGACUGAAGAGGUUAUACGGAUAACCGAGGGCAAAUGAUCUACGCUUUGAACUCACUACUGGAGAUCCUUUACCAUUGCGAUCGGGAGCUAACGGGGCCGUUAAGAAGAAAACUUGAUGUUGAUCGGUGAGAGGGUACUGGCCCCAUGUGAAUACGAAUCCAAGAUUGAUACGC
This is a messenger RNA of Colletotrichum godetiae, 1882 nucleotides long. RefSeq names its product major facilitator superfamily domain-containing protein. Lineage: Eukaryota; Fungi; Ascomycota; Sordariomycetes; Glomerellales; Glomerellaceae. The record is from RefSeq and is a predicted model, not a curated record. Gene Ontology annotation, cellular component: plasma membrane. Gene Ontology annotation, biological process: transmembrane transport. Gene Ontology annotation, molecular function: transmembrane transporter activity. The transcript has 4 exons. The coding region runs from base 345 to 1715 and encodes 456 amino acids.